Molecule: messenger RNA, 2798 nt
Organism: Eptesicus fuscus (big brown bat)
Lineage: Eukaryota; Metazoa; Chordata; Mammalia; Chiroptera; Vespertilionidae
Gene: HS3ST5
Product: heparan sulfate-glucosamine 3-sulfotransferase 5
Exons: 5
Coding region: 981-2018 (345 amino acids)
Molecular function (GO): [heparan sulfate]-glucosamine 3-sulfotransferase activity
Source: RefSeq, a predicted model, not a curated record
AGCCCGCACAGCUUGGCACCGGUGGCUCCGACCCAGGAAGGGAAGAACCCAGCUGACCGUUGCUUUUUGGGGGGGUGCGAAUCAGGAGGGAGCCGGCUGCCCUAGGAACUGUCGCCGGGGACGCCAAAGACUCUGCCCUCAGCGCUCAGACGCGCCGGUGCCCGUGCGGGGCGAGAAGGAUGCGCCCCUCCUCCCGCAGAGCGGCUGCGGGCCCCGGCACUGCGCGGACACGAGCUCUGGCGGCCGCCCGUGCCGUGCCCGAGCCGCGGGAGCGCGCCCUGCCGCACCUGGCUCCGGUCUCCCGGGGAAGUGCAGGAAUCGCUCCCUAAACUCCACUGCGUACUUCCCGCCCGCCUCCUCCUCCUCCUCCUCCGGCUCCCCGGCCCGGACCUCGCAAUCGCGAUCGCGUCGCCGUCGCCGCCUGCGCGCGGGGCCCGCCUGCCUCUGACUCUCACGCGCGCACGCGGAGCCCCGCUUUCCCGUUCCCAUUCACGCCGGCGGGUUCUCCGCGCCGAAGCCCGGGCACCCGAAACUCCUGGACCAACUGCCGCAGGGACUGCCAGAGCCGCCCGGUGGCCUGGCGCGAGCUGCCCGCGCCCUGGGCUCCCGCCCGCGCCUCUGCCGCCACCGCCUGGGACGACGAGAUAACCAGGUGCCCAGAGGCCUCGGCAUUGUCUUCCCUUCUCAAUGGCAUUUCUGGUGUCCACCUAAGGAGUCUCCUUGUCCAGCCUUGAAACUUUCGGAAAUUAAACAGAGGACCCGCUUCAUAUCUUCUUCUUGAAAGUUUCCAUCAUAUAUGUCCAGAACUUUCUGAAUAAGCAUAAGGAUUUUAAGGUGCUGACAAGCAGGGAGCAAGCCCAAAAGACAGGCCGUAGGGAAGGAGAGGCCAUGGAAUAUCCACCAACCAGAUAAGCAUCGCUGGAACAACCGGGAAGUGUCUGAAUGUAGGCUACAGAAGUCCUGAAGGUUGAUGGAGGGCCAUGCUAUUCAAACAGCAGGUGUGGCUGAGACAGAAGCUCCUGGUGCUGGGAAGCCUUGCUGUUGGGAGUCUCCUGUAUCUAGUCGCCAGAGUUGGGAGUUUGGAUAGGCUACAACCCAUUUGCCCCAUUGAAGGCCGAUUUGGAGCCCGCGGGCAGGCUGAAUUCCCUCUCCGUGCCCUGCAGUUCAAGCGCGGCCUGCUGCACGAGUUCCGGAAGGGCAACGUUUCCAAGGAACAGGUUCGCCUUCAUGACCUGGUCCAGCAACUCCCCAAGGCCAUUAUCAUUGGGGUGAGAAAAGGAGGCACCAGGGCCCUGCUUGAGAUGCUGAACCUCCAUCCAGCUGUGGUCAAAGCCUCUCAAGAAAUCCACUUUUUUGACAAUGAUGAGAAUUAUGCCAAGGGCAUUGAGUGGUAUAGAAAAAAGAUGCCUUUUUCCUACCCUCAGCAAAUCACAAUUGAAAAGAGCCCGGCAUAUUUUAUCACGGAGGAGGUUCCAGAAAGGAUUUACAAAAUGAACUCAUCCAUCAAGUUGCUGAUCAUUGUCAGGGAGCCAACCACAAGAGCUAUUUCUGAUUACACUCAGGUGCUAGAGGGGAAGGAGAGGAAGAAUAAAACUUAUUACAAGUUUGAGAAGCUGGCAAUAGACCCUAAUACCUGCGAAGUGAACACAAAAUACAAAGCAGUAAGAACCAGCAUCUACACCAAACAUUUGGAAAGGUGGUUGAAAUACUUUCCGAUUGAGCAAUUUCACAUUGUGGAUGGAGAUCGCCUCAUCACGGAACCUCUGCCAGAACUUCAGCUCGUGGAGAAGUUCCUAAAUCUUCCCCCAAGAAUAAGUCAGUACAACUUGUAUUUCAAUGUUACCAGAGGGUUCUACUGCUUGCGAUUUAACGUUAUCUUUAAUAAGUGCCUGGCUGGCAGCAAGGGGCGCAUUCAUCCAGAGGUGGACCCCUCUGUCAUUACCAAAUUGCGCAAAUUCUUUCACCCUUUCAAUCAAAAAUUUUACCAGAUCACUGGGAGGACACUGAACUGGCCCUAAAAUAAUAAGUCAUACAACACCAUGUGUUGUGCCUGGAGACACGCAAUGUCUCCUCUAGAUUAAAAUAUGCACUUUUCCGAGACACAACUAUCCAAGUCAUGUUUCCAUCUCUACUUGUAUAUACACAGUGUGUGACCAAAUAUAAGACCAGUUCUUUUUCUACUGAAAGUGUACAAAAACAAUUUGUUGUCUGCAUAGUUGCAUCUUUGAGACAAGUUACUAAAAGAAGAGGUGGUGGUAUUGGGGGAAAGUGACUUCAGCUAUCCUCAAAGAGUUAGUCUUCCUUUGAGUCAGAAUUUGUCACCCGCCAUUUACAUAAAUUGAAGCCAAAAGAUGAAUGUGUGAAAAGUACCAAUGGCUGUGAAGCUGCAGGAAGGAGAGGAUUCGGUUAUGCAUUCUUUUCUAAGGGAAAGCUGGCUCUUUAAUUCAGAUGCUGAAUUGGUGCCAUGAAAACAGAAAAUGCUAUUUUCUUAUGAUUUAAAAGGAUGUCCUAUCUCAUAAAAUUGACAUUGUUCCAAAGUUCCUGUGGUGAUUUUGCACUAUUGUUUUCUCGUAUGGACCAUGAUGUCACUUGUAGCAUGUCAAUCAUACAUUGGAAAGUCCUUUCACUUCCAUGUUCUAUGUCAACAAAGAGAAAUGUCAUGUACAUAAUGUAUAUUAUUGUAAAUACUUGUUUCACACUAAGUAACUCUAUUUUGUAAACUGAAUAUGGCUAUUUAAUUUAUUGUGAAAAUUAAAUUUAUUGUGGUAUUUAAAAAUGGAAUGGAUUAAAAUUACUCU